Messenger RNA from Strongylus vulgaris, 766 nucleotides. The record is from the annotation of a GenBank genome assembly. NCBI's taxonomy places the organism in Eukaryota, Metazoa, Nematoda, Chromadorea, Rhabditida, Strongylidae.
AGUUGUUACAAAUGUGAUCAGCACUUCGCACAAGGAUCACUUCGUCAACACAUUCAUCAAUGUCCUCAACGACUUUACAAACUCCGAUCCAUCUUCGACAUUGGCUGCUCAAGCUUUGGAGGAGGCUUACAAAAUCACUGUACAACCGCCUUCAGUGAUCUUUUUGUUUACUACUCAUGAUUUCUCUAAGUUUGCCGUUACCUACCUCAAACAUCAGCACUUGGGCACUCAGGCCUACAAAAUCACUGUACAACCGCCUUCAGUGAUCUUUUUGUUUACAACUCAUGAUUUCUCUGAGUUUGCUGUUACCUACUUCAAACGUCAGCACUUGGGCACUCAGGACACAAAGCCUCUUCUUCCAGCUCGUCAAUCCGGAGGACGCCUUCUACCGUUGACACUUGCAGCACCCAGAAACAUAUUAGGUGUUCUAACCUCAAUAAUCAAGGAGAAUGCGCUUGUUUACGACGACGCUUUCAAGAAUUGUACGAGUGCCCAAACAGCAAGUUUCUAUGUGGAGUCCACUGCUGCUAGAGUGAUUUUGGAUAUUACUGGAAAUGAUGUAGCCGUAUCAGGAGCUGUUUCCGUUACUGAUGGACAAGGAAACCCUAUUGUUGUAAACCCUCGAACCGCUCUAUUAAACGAUGCUGCCGCACUUGUGAUCGACUUCCCCUUGAAACAAGGUGGACCUGUUGGAGGUAAAUGGACUGUAACAAUCAAAACUACUUCCGGUAGUUGCUUUAUACAGGUAAUGUGUCGUUUUCAGUAA